AUGAAAGUGAGACCAAAAUCAUCGAAAAUCCCAAAAGACAUCGAAACAACCCCAACAAAGUCCUUCGUCUACCCCAUCAGUUCCAUCUCCUUCUCCCCAGUCGCCCCUCACGACUUCGCGGCCGCCCAUUCCACCACAAUCUCCAUCUUCUCCGGCCAGACCCUCGACCGCAGAUCCACAAUCUCUGACUUUUCCGACACCAUCACAUCCACCUCCUUCUGCUGCGACAGAAAGCUUCUCGCUGCCGGAGACCUGACAGACACCGUCUACGUGUUCGACGCCAGGUCCCGCGACCACCUAUGGCGCCUGAAAGGCCACCCCGCCACCGCUCGACUCGUCCGUUACCCCCACGCCGCCGACAAGACCCACCUCUUCUCUGGCGGGGAUGACUCUGUCGUCUCUCAAUCAUAA
Molecule: messenger RNA, 411 nt
Organism: Striga asiatica
Lineage: Eukaryota; Viridiplantae; Streptophyta; Magnoliopsida; Lamiales; Orobanchaceae
Source: the annotation of a GenBank genome assembly